This is a messenger RNA of Rotaria socialis, 243 nucleotides long. Lineage: Eukaryota; Metazoa; Rotifera; Eurotatoria; Philodinida; Philodinidae. The record is from the annotation of a GenBank genome assembly.
AUGGCUUCAAUAAAUUAUUGCUUUACAGUUUGUCGUGCAACCGCAGAACAAGCUCAACAAAGAAAUCAUUCGAACGAAUCCUCAUCAACAGCUAUGGAUUUUUCUAAGUCACCAUCUCCCACCACCGGUGCUUAUUUUUUUGGGCGAUUUUUUUCAUUUGGUACGACACCGCCUGCAUCUCCCAUCGAUAAUCCAUUAGCUGCCAAAGCAGCGAAUCUAGAUGAUGUUAAUCAUAAUAUCUAA